AUGUACAGUUCCAAGAGUAUCGCCUUGUUGGUGUUGCCACUACUUCUAGGCUGGAUGCUUGUGGAGUUGGGGAUUUUGUUUCCAUCAUCGGGAAGGGUUCGAACACACCUUGGGGAUCUAUGGAAGAAGAAAAGCAACGCUACCGGUAGCAACUUGAAUGAAACGAAGAUACCUGAAAUAUCCAAUGAAACGAAGAUAUCAUCUGUAUCCGACAAUAAUCUUCAAGAAGUUUCCUCCUUACGAUUUCCAACCAACCAAACAACCAACGAGACAACUCUGAUGCAAAGUUCUUCCUACGACAGGUACUGUGAAACCAACGGUUCCCUCCACGAGAUUGCCUUGCAAAUGGCUCGCUUCUCGGGCCCCAAGCCGUACGAAAAGACGCUACAAGUCUUGCAAUCGUCCUCUCAUUUCUGGAUAUCCAUUCACAAGCAUGGCAUUUUCUCCAACGUCGCACAAAAUAUGAAAGUCAUGCUGGAAGGAUUUGGUUUGCUGGAAAGAAAAAGCAAGAAAAAACCAACCCGCAACUCCAUCGUGGUCGAAAUAUCCUAUUAUGCUCUACAUGACAAUGCUAACGACAAGACGACUAAUGACUGUCAUACUACAACUAGUACUACCAACUGUUCUGCGCCACGCAUCAUUCUCCAAUCCGAGCAACUCCAUCAAGUGGGUCAAGAUUAUCUCCCCUAUCUACGCGCCUGUCACGAACAACCACGUUGUGUCAUUUGGGAGUUUUCCGAUUAUCAUUGGACGUGGCAUCAACAGCACAACCUCUCCGACUCGGUUCUGCUCUUGCCCAUUAUGCAUCAAUCCUUACUGGGUGAUUAUCAUGGCGUAAUAAUACCACUACAGCAGCGUCCUCUGGACGUUGUCUUUUUUGGCGCGAUAAAGCCACGACGCCAGGCAUUGUGGGAUCGUGUGACCAAACAACAACAACAACAUCAUUGGAGAUUUCAAUACAGCACCAAUUUGACGUUCAUCAAACAAUCCUACGCGACCGCCAAAAUAUGUCUGAUUGUGCAUUCCUAUUCCAAUCAAAGUGCCGGAGAAUAUCAUCGGCUCGUCGAAUUGGCUGGAAGUGCAUGUCGCAUCGUCGUCGAACCGUUUGCGGAUACCAUUGGCAUGCACGCCUAUCAACACUGUGGCGGUGUCGUCGUGGCACCGUCUUACCACCAAAUACUCCCCACCAUUCGUCGUGUCUUGCAGGAAAUUGAUCACAUCAAAAGUACGGUGCUGCAAGAUGACAAUACUACAACACUAGACAAUGAAACGAAACGGCGUCUCGAGUGGUGGAACCAUAAAAUUCAGUGGGAACGCUUGUUGAAUGAUAUUUUUCGAGAUGGAGAAUUCAUGAAUGCGUGGGGAGCAACCUAA
Messenger RNA from Seminavis robusta, 1374 nucleotides. The record is from the annotation of a GenBank genome assembly. NCBI's taxonomy places the organism in Eukaryota, Bacillariophyta, Bacillariophyceae, Naviculales, Naviculaceae.